This is a messenger RNA of Biomphalaria glabrata, 535 nucleotides long. RefSeq lists its product as uncharacterized. Gene Ontology annotation, molecular function: glutathione disulfide oxidoreductase activity. NCBI's taxonomy places the organism in Eukaryota, Metazoa, Mollusca, Gastropoda, Planorbidae. Gene Ontology annotation, biological process: cellular response to oxidative stress. Gene Ontology annotation, cellular component: cytoplasm. The record is from RefSeq and is a predicted model, not a curated record.
GUGCUGCAUUUUAGACUAAAGAGCUUGGCAGGUAUUAUACUUGCGCACUCCCAGAACUUACUUUCAAUCAAAGACAAAGAAAUCUAGUUCAGCCAUGGACAACUGCAUUGAUAUCCUUCCUGACGAGCUCAGAGCUAUGGGGGACUAUGACAAAGAAGCAAGCGCCCCUCCAGUGUCCAAUGAACGCGAGUUUGUUGACAGCCUGGUUAAAAACUAUAGUGUGGUAGUCUUCAGCAAAAGCCAUGUCCCCCACUGUGACGACUCCAAGAGACUCAUAAGUAACAUGGGGGUCAGCUACAAGCUUGACCAGCUGCAAGAGGGAAAUCAGGUGCAACAUUUUUCUAAGGCCAAAAUUACCAACGCGCGGACGGUUCCUCGAAUAUUCAUUCAUGGCCAAUGUGUUGGUGGAAACAGUGACUCGAAAACGCUGAACAGUACUGGCGAUCUUCAGGAAGUGUUGAAAGAUAUUAACUUGUCAACAUUGAGGUAUUCUACUGCUUGGACUGGCACAGCAAGCACAUCACAGACAUAUUAA